Phytophthora infestans T30-4 is the source of this 1272-nucleotide messenger RNA. RefSeq names its product leishmanolysin-like peptidase, metalloprotease family M08, putative. Bases 1 to 1272 code for a protein of 423 amino acids. Gene Ontology annotation, cellular component: membrane; cytoplasm. Gene Ontology annotation, molecular function: metalloendopeptidase activity. NCBI's taxonomy places the organism in Eukaryota, Oomycota, Peronosporomycetes, Peronosporales, Peronosporaceae. Gene Ontology annotation, biological process: cell adhesion; proteolysis. The transcript has 2 exons. The record is from RefSeq and is a predicted model, not a curated record.
AUGCUCAUUCCAAGUGAACAUUUCGGAGCUACACGAUAUUGCAACUCGUGUCCUAAAGAAGGUUGUGCAGGUGGAAAUUGCGCUGUCACAGACACGCAGGGGGCUGAAAACACCGAUUUCCUACUCUACAUUCGUGCUACGACAACAAACUACUGCGGCUCUCGUACUCUUGCCUACGCAUCAUCGUGCCAGAAGGACCAAUACGAUCGCCCUACCUUUGGCAUGGCAAACUUCUGUCCCUCACAGAUCAGUACCGCACCUGAAGACUACGAGGCGCAAGUGGCGACUGCCAUGCACGAAAUGACGCACGCUCUCGGGUUCUCAGCGCAGUUCUUCCCCUACAUGCGUUAUCCUGACGGGACUCCGCGCACACCUCGUGAUUCGAGCGGGAGGCCACCAACGCACAAAACCGGAGUGUGUCCCAACGGCUCUCCUAUCGACUACUACGUCGAGCCAAGUACGAAUACCGUCAAACACUUCAUCGAACGAGGUCACGUCGUCGCCAAAAUGGUGACGCCAAAUGUAGCUGCAUUCGUCAAGUCUCACUUCGGUUGUGGCUCGCUGGAAGGAGCUGAAAUCGAGCAGCAAGAUGACUCCGGAUGUCUCGGAUCGCACUGGGAAGAACGGAUCUUUGAGCCCGAGUACAUGACACCAGUGGACAGCUUCCGCAACGUCUUUAGCGCAUUGACACUCGCUUUCUUCGAGGAUUCCGGCUGGUACCGUGCGAACUCGUCGGCAGCUGAGCGAAUGCAUUUCGGAGAGAACCGUGGAUGCGAUUUCGCCACUGAGAAAUGCAUUAACCCGAGCACAGGCGAGUCUGUAGCAUCCGAUCACUUCUGCACGACCAAUAGCGCGGAAAGCUGUUCCGUCGACGCCUCGUCACGCUCAGUCUGCACUCUUUCAAAUGGCCGAUCCAUUCCCGAAGAUUACCGGUACUUCGCUGGUGCACCUACAAAGGGAGGUGACGACUUUGCCGACUUUUGUCCGAUCAACGUUGGCUACACGUACGGAGACUGCAGCAACCCCAGCAACCUCGUCUUCCCUGGCUCAACCAAGAUCAACAUCUUGGGGGAAUCCUACUGCCCCAAUUGCAAGUGUACAGCUACAACGCUCCGCAGUGCCGACUCGACGAAUUGGAUCGUCAACUCACGUCGACAAACCGGAUGCUACGCAAUGCGAUGCUAUGAGAAUGGGGGCGGUAAUGUCAGCAACAGUAUCAUCGAACCCGAGUAUUAUCUGCGACUCGAACGAGGCCCACAACUUCGUAGAUGA